UACAUAGCCAAACAGACUGGUCCUUUCGCACCAUAAACAUGAAAUGACCGGCCUGCCCAUUCUCCUCCGUCUUCCGUCUUCGGCAUUAACCCUGAGACUCCAUCGCCAUUUUGCCCAUACCUCGAUGGCAAGCCAACCUGUGAACGAGCUCGGUGAUUACCCAGUGCCACUGUCUCCGCCUCUUCCUUCAUUAUCCAAGGAUAUAGAGUUAAACAGGGCCUUGACGGCAUCCUCUAGAUCAGCGUCGUUUUCUCUAUCUAGGAACGACGUCAUCUUCGAAGACGAGUGGCUCGUCGCAGUCAACAAGCCUCGAGGAAUCUAUUGCGAAAGCGUACUGUCCGCUGUCUUGAAUCUUCUAAUAAGCUGCUCGGAUAACGAACUCAGUGCCAAACACCCUGAACUGCAUUUAGCUAACAGACUGGAUCGGGACACAAGUGGUGUAAUGGACAAGCACCUAAAUGGGGACAACUUGUCAUCCUGUCAGGACAUGGGCGGUCAAAACACGGGGCAUGGCGUGUUUAUGCCAGGUCUGAUGUGGGCCGGUCACUGCCAGGUGGAUCAGUCGUUAAAGACAUGGAGACCUCUUUCCAAGUUCUAUCUAUCAACGGGGUUCGACACCUAGAGGCUGAAAAAGAGGGAGAGUUAGAUGGAGAGAACGGGUCCUUAGUGGUUGUUGAAGAUAAAUCUAUGGUUGAUUUGGAUAUGAAGAAAGAUGUUGUUUUGAUUCGGGCAUACCCUCGGAGUGGAAGAACCCAUCAAAUACGCUUGCACUGUCAGUAUCUCGGGAUUCCGAUUAGAGGAGACGUAAAAUAUGAAGGAGUGUAUGAGUGGAAGGGUCAUACAUAUACUGGCCAUGAACUUCAUGCCGAAACAUUGUCAUUCACACAUCCUGUUUCUGGGCAACCUGUUUUGCUUAGGGCACCUCUGCCAUUAUGGGCAAUGAGCGGAACAGAAAUGUCAAGUUUUAAAUCUAACCAAAUUAAGGUCCAUAUACGCAAAGACAGUUUACUAUAACACACCUUAUUUUCAGAGGAAAAAUGGUUCGAGGACUGAGCUCACAUCGAGCUGAUUCAGGACUAUGUUAAGUCAAUUCUGAACCAUGCGAGGCUGAUAUAUUUGCACACCCCUAAAGCAGCCCAAUCCCUGGCAUUUCGUCUAGUCUAUAUUUUUGGUUAAAAUAGGUGCCAAAAUAAUCAAGGCCAGCUGCGCCAGCUGCAUACCUGCACUUGCAGGAUUAAUAUCAUAACUACUUCCAUUUUUUCUAUAUUAUGUUUAUUGGAAGAUUUGGUGCUGCAUUUUAUCUUAAUGCAGUUUUAAAUUGCCAAAGAUUAUAUUAAGGAGUCGAAUUUUAUCAUUUUUAUGUACAAUUACAAUGAGUAUACCCAGCCCCCAGGUACCACACUACUACCACAUCGAAUUAUCGAAACCCACUUCGUCUGACCAACAGUACAAAUAAAUCAAC
Molecule: messenger RNA, 1462 nt
Organism: Cuscuta europaea
Lineage: Eukaryota; Viridiplantae; Streptophyta; Magnoliopsida; Solanales; Convolvulaceae
Source: the annotation of a GenBank genome assembly